This is a messenger RNA of Schistocerca nitens (vagrant locust), 2787 nucleotides long. RefSeq names its product nucleolar protein 8. Lineage: Eukaryota; Metazoa; Arthropoda; Insecta; Orthoptera; Acrididae. The transcript is spliced from 9 exons. Gene Ontology annotation, molecular function: RNA binding. The record is from RefSeq and is a predicted model, not a curated record. The coding region runs from base 408 to 2402 and encodes 664 amino acids.
UGGAUCUGGCAACACUGGUUGUUUUGGUACAAGCACAGUACGAUAAGUGUUAUCUUUGAGAUGUGUACACUGCGUGUGAGAGACAGUGGGAACGUGUUGUUUGUGUACGGGCGAGGAGCACUUGUUAUUAAUGUUAUACAGUAACAGGCUCAGUACUUGUUACUGUGUAGGUGUCAACUUGUGUCCAGAGCUUGGCUUCAGAAGAAUGGUUGUGCCAUUUGCAAAUGGGACUAAUUAUGGAUCUAAUACAAAUGAAAUGGUGGAUCAUUAACAUAAACCAAGAACAGGAUACUGAAGAUUGUAGUACCAUACAUUGACUUUGACUUAGGACAUCAUCAAGAUGGCAGACAUACCAGUUUCAAGCUUAUACAAUAUGGCUAUCAUGAUAUGACAUUACACAUGCAGAAAUGAAGUUAAAUGUACAACGAAUAUUUGUGGGUAACUUACCCACUGUGGUAACUGAAGAUGAUCUUUCGAAGAGGUUCUCCAAAUAUGGAAAAGUACAAUCAACUGAAAUUAAACGACGCUCUGAUGACUCAGUGUUUGCUUAUGUCAAUUUAGAGGCUGACAGGAGUCAUAUAAAUGAAUGUCUUGAAUACAUGUCAAAAAGAAAAUGGCAUGGUCAGCACGUGAAAGUGGAACUUGCAAAAGAAAGCUUUUUGGACCGAUUGGCGAGGGAAAGACAACAGCAACAGUCUGUCGUAAAACCAAUUCAGAUAUCUGCAGGGAUAAAUCCUACAGGAAACUUUAUACACAAUGGAAGUCAAGAUGAUGAGUUUGUGCAGACGUGUAAUUUCAAAAAGGAAAGUCAGGGAAAUGCCAAACAAUCAAAUGUUGCAAAAUUUGAAACUGAAGACUCAGGUAUGGGCACUUGUGAAGUGAGCUACAAUAAAAAAUUACCAAUGUUUAAGGGUAUACUAAGUUCUUAUGCAGAAUUCAAACCCAAGUUAGAAGAAACACAAGUACAACCAUCUUCACCACUAAAGAAUGUAUCAGAAAGUAUGAGGAAAGAAAGCAAAAAGAAGGGUAAUCUGAAAAAUAAUUUAUUUCCUGCCAGUGAAAACAUUCUUGGGUAUCAAGAAUCAAAAUUUAAUAUCUUUAAUUACGAACAUAAGAAGCAGAAAGUCCAGGAUGACCAGAUACAAUUAAAAGUUAUAAAAAAUAGGAGAAGUGUUCCAGAAAUAAAAAGUUUGAAAUCUGAGGAAAAGAGAUUAAAAUCUAUUGAAGAAAAAAGAAUGUCAUUCAAAAAUCAAGUACAAACUGUAAAACGAGCUUUAGCUGCUGUGGAUGCUCCACCAAAUAAAAAAAUUAUUUUCAGUGAUAAUGAAAUGUCUACUGUACAUACAGAUGAUGAAAAUGAUGAUGGUGAAAAGCCAGCUGACAAGCCAUCUACACUCUUUGAUGAUGAAUCAUCAGAUGAUGAAAUAAAUGACUUCAAAAUAAAAGCACAGUUUGAAGGAAGAAAAGGUCAGAAGCUGUUGGAGCUGCAGUCAAAGUAUGCAAAUGACAAGAGAUUUACCUUGGAUGAAAGGUUUUAUGAAAGUGAUGAUGAUGAAGUGUCAGUGGAGCCUGAUAAGGUUGUUGAAUUUCAAGAUGAAAAGAAACGACAGUUGAACAUUCUGCAGGAUGUCCUGGGUGACACAGCCCACGUAUUACCAGAGAAGAGAGAAAAACCUAGUAAUAGUAGGAGCAUGCUAAGGUUUGAUCCAUUGAAAGCAGAUCAUAAGAGAUUUGAGGUUGCAACAGUUACAACACCUGAGAAAAUAGAGAAUGAAAGCAAAAAAAUGAGUGUAGAGAAUGGUCUGAAAAUGCAGGACGAGGAAGAUCAUGAGGUUGAAGAUGAGAAGCCUGCAAAAGUGGAAGUUUCCAAAGAAAAAUUUUACAGUGUUACAGACAGACUAAAAGAAACCCUAAAGAGCAAAACUCAAAAUGAUGCCCAGUUCAGUCUGCUUGAAAUGUUUGGGUCCACAGAAGAUGAUAAAGUUUUUGGCUUUAUAGGUGCACAGUCCUCCCAAGAAAAAUACAAGAACUCUGAAUUAAAUAAGAAAAAACAAAUUGGCUGGUCACGGAAUCCUUUUAAAUACGAUUCUAGUGAUUCUGAAGAUGAAUAUGAGGUGAAAAAAUCAACAGAAUCAAAUCAGAACAGUUAUGAAACUAUUUCUGAAAAAAUGAAGGCCACCAGUUCAUUCUUCUUUAAAGAAAAUGAUGCCCGUCUAAAAGAGGGCCUAGAGUUUAUCACAACAGCAAAAAGGAUUGGAGAAGAGGAAUUUUCAAAAAGGCGUAGGGAAUUAAAGCUAAUCAUUAGAGCAAAAAUAAAGAACAACAUGAGGAAAAAAAGACCUUGGAAGAAAAAGCUUGGUGGCCAGAAGAAAAAACAUGCAGGGAAAAAAAGUAAACAUUAAGAUAACUAAGGUUACAUGUUAUGUAAAAUGUACCUCAUUUGUGUUGUGCAGUUUGGUGCUGAUGGAUUUGUGAUUUUAAUUUUGGUGCUUUAUCUGUGGAGACAGCUGUUUCUUUAUAACGAGUGUGUGAAGAAAUCUAUUUUGCACAAAUCUUUUAUAACUUUUAUCUCUUCUUUUUACUGAAAAACAUAAACUAGAAAUUAAAACAAGAGUGCGUAUUGAAUUUUUGCAAGAAAUAGGAAGCUGUUGUCUUUAUAAGCCCACAUUGAAAAGGGAAGAGACUAUGGAUAACUGAUCACAAGUAUAUUUUUUUUUAUUUAAUACUACCUGUAGAAGAUCAGUUUGUACAUAAACUUUGUAUAAAAUGAAGAGUAUUUUAAUGUAA